This is a messenger RNA of Anolis sagrei ordinatus, 5145 nucleotides long. It is a transcript of the gene DNMT1, whose product is annotated as DNA methyltransferase 1. Gene Ontology annotation, cellular component: nucleus. NCBI's taxonomy places the organism in Eukaryota, Metazoa, Chordata, Lepidosauria, Squamata, Anolidae. The record is from RefSeq and is a predicted model, not a curated record. Gene Ontology annotation, biological process: negative regulation of gene expression via chromosomal CpG island methylation. Gene Ontology annotation, molecular function: zinc ion binding; chromatin binding; DNA (cytosine-5-)-methyltransferase activity.
GUGCGCGCGAAACCGCUCUCGGCCGCCCUCCGGCUCCUUGCCCGCCGCCUUCCUUCUUCCUUCCUUCCGUCCUUCCUGCCGAGAUGCCCGCCCGGGCCGCCCCGCUGACCCCCGAGGAGCUGCGCAGGCGGCUAAAAGAUCUGGAGAGGGAUGAAGAUGGUCUUGGAGAAAGAGAAUGUGUUAAAGAAAAGCUGAAUUUGAUGCAUGGCUUCUUAAAAGCAGAUGUUCAGAAUCAGCUGAAAGACUUGGAGACCAAGUUACACAAAGAAGAGCUUUCUGAGGAACGGUAUCUAGCCAAAGUUAAAGCCCUGCUCCACAAAGAACUGUCUUUUGAAAAUGGAGAUAACCUGGAACUUGGCCAGAAGGCCAAUGGCUGUGCAGAAAAUGGUGCUUAUGGUAGCGAUGAGGAACCUGAGAGACUGGGCAGCAAAGCGGAAGUGGACAGCAACAUGGAGAUUGAAGAGGCAGCUACAUCUUCCUCAUCAACACCACUGGCUUCACCAUCUGUGCUCAAAGCGCGUAGAGGCAGGAAGAGCAAGUCCAACAGUGAGAGCAGAAAAACCCCAAGCAGCUCAAGGGUCACUCGUAGUUCUGGCAAGCAGCCUACCAUUGUGGCUAUGUUUUCUAAAGGGUCAAAUAAACGUAAAUCUGAAGAGGUGAAUGGAGAGCUGAAGCAAGAGACUAACUUAGAAAAUGAAGAAGAGGAGGAGGAGGAACAGUUUGGGGAAAAAGAACCAGAUGUGAAAAGAUUCAAAACAGAAACCACAGAAGGAUCAGAAAUAAAGGAAGAACCACCCCAGAUUAAAACUGUGACACCUGUUAAAACGACCCCUCCCAAGUGUGCUGAAUGUCGACAGUACUUAGAUGACCCUGACCUCAAGUUUUUCCAGGGGGAUCCGGACAAUGCACUGGAUGAGCCAGAGAUGUUGACCGAUGAACGCCUUUCUAUCUUUGAUGCCAAUGAAGAUGGAUUUGAGAGUUAUGAUGAUUUGCCCCAACACAAAGUGACAUCCUUCAGUGUCUACGAUCGAAAAGGUCACCUGUGUCCAUUUGAUACCGGUCUCAUAGAAAGGAAUAUUGAACUGUACUUCAGCGGUGCUGUGAAGCCAAUCUACGAUGAUAACCCUUGCUUGGAUGGUGGUGUCCGAGCCCGCAAGAUGGGCCCCAUAAAUGCAUGGUGGAUCACUGGCUUCGAUGGAGGGGAGAAGGCUUUGAUUGGCUUCACUACAGCUUUUGCGGAUUACAUCCUGAUGGAACCGAGUGAAGAAUACGGCCCCAUCUUUGCCCUGAUGCAGGAAAAGAUCUACAUGAGCAAAAUCGUUGUUGAAUUCUUGCAAAACAACCCUGAUGUCAGCUAUGAGGACUUGCUGAACAAGAUCGAGACCACCGUCCCUCCUGCCGGAUUGAACUUCAACCGUUUCACAGAGGACUCCCUCCUCCGGCAUGCCCAGUUUGUGGUGGAGCAAGUGGAAAGCUAUGAUGAGGCUGGAGACAGCGAUGAGCCUCCUGUUCUCAUCACGCCUUGCAUGAGAGACCUGAUUAAACUGGCUGGAGUCACUCUGGGGAAAAGGCGAGCGGCCAGAAGGCAGGCCAUCAGACACCCCACCAAGAUUGACAAGGACAAAGGCCCCACCAAAGCCACCACCACCAAACUGGUUUACUUGAUCUUUGACACUUUCUUCUCUGAGCAAAUAGAGAAGACCGAAAAGGAGGAAGACAAUGAGAAUGUUUCAAAGCGCAGGCGGUGUGGUGUCUGUGAGGUUUGCCAGCAACCAGAGUGUGGCAAAUGCAGAGCUUGCCAAGAUAUGAUUAAAUUUGGAGGCAGUGGGAAGACAAAGCAGGCCUGCUUCCAGAGAAGGUGCCCUAACCUGGCUGUGAAAGAAGCUGAUGAUGAUGAAGAAGUAGAUGACAACAUUCCUGAGGUUCCCUCACCCAAAAAGAUAUUGCAAGGAAGGAAGAAGAAGCAAAGCAGGAGCCGGAUUUCCUGGGUUGGACAACCUGUCAAGAGUGAUGGUAAGAAGGACUAUUACCAAAAAGUGUGCAUAGAUUCAGAGACAUUACAGAUUGGCGAUUGUGUUUCUGUCAGCCCCGAUGAACCCACAAAGGCUCUCUUUCUGGCAAGAAUCACAGCUAUGUGGGAAGAUGUUAGUACCAGUGAGCCAAUGUUCCACGUUCACUGGUUUUGCCGUGGCACCGACACCGUUCUGGGAGCAACCUCUGACCCUCUGGAGCUUUUCUUGGUUGAUGAGUGUGAGGACAUGCAGCUGUCUUACAUCCAUGGCAAAGUGAAUGUCCUCUAUAAGGCUCCUUCAGAGAACUGGUCCUUAGAGGGAGGGCUCGAUGUAGAGAUCAAGAUGGUGGAAGAUGAUGGCAGAACCUAUUUCUACCAAAUGUGGUAUGAUCAAGAGUACGCCAGGUUUGAGACACCACCAAAGAUUCAGCCCACUGAAGACAACAAACACAAAUUCUGCAUGAGCUGUACCCGUUUGGAUGAAGUGAGGCAGAAAGAAAUUCCCAGAGUCUUGGAGCCUCAGGAGGAGUCGGAAGGGAAGAUGUUCUACAGCAUGGCAAUGAAAAAUGGGGUGCAGUAUCGGGUAGGGGAUGGAGUUUUCCUCCUCCCAGAUGCUUUCUCAUUCAGCCUGAGGCUGGCUAGUCCUACCAAACGCCAGAAGAAGGAGGCAGUCAAUGAGGAGCUGUACCCUGAGCAUUACCGCAAGUAUUCUGAAUAUAUCAAAGGUAGCAACCAGGAUGCGCCAGAGCCCUACCGCAUUGGCCGAAUCAAGCAAAUCUACUGCAAUAUCCGCAGCAGUGGCAGGCCCAACGAAGCAGAAAUCAAGCUGCGUGUGUAUAAACUUUACAGACCAGAAAACACUCAUAAGUCUGUGAAAGCCAGCUACCACGCGGACAUCAACUUACUCUACUGGAGCGAUGAAGAGGCAUCAGUGGAGUUCAAAGAUGUACAAGGCCGCUGCACUGUGGUCUAUGGGGAAGAUUUGACAGAAAACAUCCAGGACUACUCUGCCAGCAGUUCUGAUCGGUUCUACUUCCUAGAGGCAUAUAAUGCCAAAACGAAAACCUUUGAAGACCCGCCCUAUCAUGCCCGUAGUUCUGGAAAUAAAGGAAAGGGAAAGGGGAAAGGGAAAGGUAAAAGCAAAGGGAAAUCUUCAACAGCAUCUGAGCACAGUGAGCACGAAGCUGCAGAAAUGAAGCCUCCAAAGUUACGCAGCUUAGACGUUUUCUCCGGCUGCGGAGGCUUGUCGGAAGGCUUCCAUCAAGCAGAAGUCACAGAGACUCUGUGGGCCAUUGAGAUGUGGGAACCAGCUGCCCAGGCCUUCCGCCUGAACAACCCAGGCACCACGGUGUUCACGGAGGACUGCAACGUCUUGCUGAAACUGGUCAUGUCUGGGGAGAAGACCAACUCCUUGGGCCAGAAGCUGCCCCAGAAGGGUGAUGUGGAAAUGCUGUGCGGUGGGCCCCCUUGCCAAGGCUUCAGCGGGAUGAACCGCUUCAAUUCCCGCACUUACUCAAAGUUCAAGAACUCCCUGGUGGUCUCUUUCCUCAGCUACUGUGACUACUACAGGCCGAGGUUCUUCCUUCUUGAGAACGUGAGGAACUUCGUCUCCUUUAAGCGCUCCAUGGUGUUAAAGCUCACUCUGCGGUGCCUUGUCCGGAUGGGAUACCAGUGCACUUUUGGGGUGCUGCAGGCUGGUCAGUACGGUGUUGCCCAGACACGCAGGAGAGCCAUUGUUCUGGCUGCAGCUCCUGGGGAGAAGCUCCCCAUGUUCCCUGAACCCUUGCAUGUCUUUGCGCCCCGAGCCUGCCAGCUCAGUGUGGUGGUGGAUGACAAGAAGUUUGUUAGUAAUAUAACAAGGACGUACUCGGGCCCAUUCCGAACCAUCACAGUCCGGGACACCAUGUCUGAUCUUCCUGAGAUCAGGAAUGGAGCGUCAGCACUUGAAAUUUCCUACAACGGAGAGCCACAAUCCUGGUUCCAGAGGCAAAUCCGGGGUUCCCAGUAUCAGCCCAUCCUCAGGGAUCAUAUCUGCAAGGAUAUGAGUGCACUGGUAGCAGCUCGGAUGAGACACAUUCCAUUGGCCCCAGGCUCAGAUUGGCGCGAUCUGCCUAACAUCGAAGUGCGCCUCUCGGACGGCAUCACCACCCGCAAGCUGCGCUACACGCACCAUGAAAAGAAAAAUGGGAGGAGCAGCACAGGAGCCCUGCGAGGGGUGUGUUCCUGCGCUGAAGGCAAGGCAUGUGAUCCUGCAGACCGGCAGUUCAACACCCUGAUUCCUUGGUGUCUGCCCCACACGGGGAACCGGCAUAACCACUGGGCUGGUUUGUAUGGAAGAUUAGAGUGGGACGGCUUCUUCAGCACAACGGUCACCAACCCAGAACCCAUGGGGAAACAGGGCCGUGUGCUUCAUCCCGAACAACAUCGAGUGGUAAGCGUCAGGGAGUGUGCGAGGUCCCAGGGAUUCCCAGACACCUACAGGCUGUUUGGAAAUGUGCUUGACAAGCACAGACAGGUGGGUAAUGCAGUGCCUCCACCUCUGGCAAAAGCCAUUGGACUAGAGAUCAAAUCAUGUGUGUUGGCCAAAAUAAAAGAGGAUGCGACAGAUACCAUCAAACGGGAAAAAAUGGACACUUCCGAUUAAUUUGUAAAUUGCUCGUCAUCUGCUGCACCUUGGUUACCGCACCUGAACACCCAAACAUGCACUGAUAAUUUUGAAUUUUCUUCUGCUUUUUUAAUUUCCAGGUUAUUUUCUUAUACUUCUGGACAUGCUAAAAAUUGUUGGAGAUCUCUCUUUGUUUUUGGGGAGGGGAGGGGGAGGAUUUUUGUGUGUUCUCUCUCUCUGUCUCGCUCUUUCUCAGAGUCUGUAUUUGUGAGCAGUGUUUGUCUCCUCGGCUGACAUUCUGACGCUGUUUUGAUGUUCCAGAUAACCAUUCCCAAGUGAUCAAAUUGUGCAGUGCCUGCCACUUCAUGCGUGUGCGUGUGUAUGUGUGUCGGGGGGAGGGGGGUUCAGGAUGUUUUUAUGAUACAUUGUAUUGAAAUUUAAUCAACCACUUUGUACAAGUGGAAAUUAAUACUUUAUGUAGUUUUUAUAUGUUGUAAUAUUUCUUCAAAUAAAUCUCUCCUAUAAAUUA